Ctenocephalides felis (cat flea) is the source of this 390-nucleotide messenger RNA. RefSeq lists its product as uncharacterized. The coding region runs from base 1 to 390 and encodes 129 amino acids. The transcript has 3 exons. The record is from RefSeq and is a predicted model, not a curated record. Gene Ontology annotation, biological process: positive regulation of transcription by RNA polymerase II. Gene Ontology annotation, molecular function: transcription coactivator activity; DNA-binding transcription factor binding. Gene Ontology annotation, cellular component: nucleus. Lineage: Eukaryota; Metazoa; Arthropoda; Insecta; Siphonaptera; Pulicidae.
AUGGUCACAGAUUUACAUGUUAGUAGGUUUUGUGUGGGCGAUAGAUUCUACCUGUGCGAAAACAAAAUCCUGUGCGAGUACGACUACGAGGAGCGCCUAGUGUUCGCGUCGAUGGCGCAUCACCCGAUAUUGAAGAGACAGGCGGCGUCGGGUGCCGCCGGAGGUCUACCUGCGCAGAUGACAAACGGUCUUCAUCCACAUCCUCAUCAAAUGAUGAAUCAACAACCUCAGUCCCAAAAUCACCAGCAGUCUCAACAAAUGACGACUUGCCCACCAAGAGGGUCAAGCAAUCCUGGAGGUGACCCUAACAAUAAUGGUUUGGCGACCAGUCAAGGAAAUUAUGCUGCCAAAACCAAUGGACAAGUCAUGUCUUUGGGCGCAACGAGUUAA